AUGGGCCGUCGUGCAAAGUACCGAACGCUAGGUGAGAGACUCGCGGCAAAGCGUGAGCAACAAAAGAAAUACACGCAGUCAGCAAGAGGUCGUGCAAGGCGUGCAAUACAGAACAAAAAAACAUAUAGUGCUCGUACCGGAUUAUAUCCCAGCCCUUUCCAUCAUACCAUCCAUGGACUACCAUCCGAAAUAAUCACCCUAGCACGUCGCGCGUUCCAAGUUGGCAGUCCUCUUCAACAUUCGUAUGAUCUGGGCAUAUGGACGCAGCCAUUUGCUCUGCAAAUUCCAGACGAGUUAAAGAAGAUUCCCGAGGCUGACGAACUCUUCGACGACGAUCAAUAUGACGAGGACGAGUUGGCGUCAGGACUUCAUAUAGCAAAUCUUGAACGCUUAAUAGAGGCAGGGUGGAUGAGGUUGGAACGAUGGUCAGACGAGAGCGAGAAGGAAGCCUUGUUGGUGGAGAUGAAUGACGAGAUCGUACAAAGGCUCGAGGCAUGGCAGCGUAGAGCAGGCGAAGAAGAUCGACAUGGCAGUUUACUGGCAGAUGUCGCUCAUAGCGUCGGCAUAGAGUGGAGUGCAAAGAUUCUAUGUUGCUUGAAGGUAGAGCAACAGAUUGGGAUCGCCGGUUCAGAGGAGAUAGAAAGAGCAUGGAGAGCAGGCCAAUUGCCGUGGCAAUGCAAGGCAGCAGACGAGAUUCAAUGA
Laetiporus sulphureus 93-53 is the source of this 702-nucleotide messenger RNA. RefSeq lists its product as uncharacterized. The transcript has 3 exons. Bases 1 to 702 code for a protein of 233 amino acids. Lineage: Eukaryota; Fungi; Basidiomycota; Agaricomycetes; Polyporales; Laetiporaceae. The record is from RefSeq and is a predicted model, not a curated record.